Messenger RNA from Closterium sp. NIES-65, 408 nucleotides. The record is from the annotation of a GenBank genome assembly. NCBI's taxonomy places the organism in Eukaryota, Viridiplantae, Streptophyta, Zygnematophyceae, Desmidiales, Closteriaceae.
AUGCUCCUCCCCACCUCAUUGGCCUCCUCUCACCACCUCUCUCCUCUCACCACCUCUCUCCUCUCACCACCUCUCUCCUCUCUCCCGCCUUCUCCCUCCGCUCUUCCCUCACACCCCAUCUCCCCUCAAUCUCUUACUCCUCCCCUCCAGCUGAUGUCCCCCCUCACCAGUGCUGAACUCAACCCUCAACCCCCCUCACCCCUCGCUCACCUCCCCCUCGCCCCUCCCCUUCCCUCAACCUCCCACUCCUCACCAGUGCUGAACUCAACCCUCAACCCCCCUCACCCCUCGCUCACCUUCCCCUCGCCCCUCCCCUCCCCUCAACCUCCCACUCCUCACCUCCUGCUCGUGAACGCUCCUCUCCUGCUGCAUGCCACCCCUCGCCAACGAAAAGUCUGCAGGGAGUGA